CAGAAUAACGAUUUCCUCAGGAAUACGGUGCAUCGCCACGAGCCGCCGGUCACUGCCCAGCCUAUCCAGAUCUUGGCAGAGGACGACGAGGUGGUGGUUGUGGACAAACCCUCCUCUUUGCCAGUGCAUCCCUGCGGCAGGGUUCGUCACAACACUGUCAUCUUCAUCCUCGGCAAAGAGCACGACCUGAAGGAGCUGCACACCAUUCACCGGCUCGAUCGCAUGACCUCGGGGGUGCUUAUGUUUGCCAAGACCGCGGAGGUGUCCAAGAGGAUCGAUGAGCAGGUUCGGGAGAGGCAGCUGGAAAAGGAGUACGUCUGUCGUGUGGUGGGGGAGUUUCCAGAACACGAAGUGGUCUGUGAAGAGCCCAUACUGGUUGUUUCUUACAAAGUGGGAGUGUGCCGCGUGGACCCCAAAGGGAAAUUCUGCAAAACCAUCUUCCAGAGGCUCAGUUACAACGGCAAGACCAGCGUGGUCAAGUGCCUUCCGCGUACGGGCCGCACGCACCAGAUCCGGGUCCAUUUGCAGUUCUUGGGGCACCCCAUUGUCAACGACCCCAUCUAUAACAUGGAAGCCUGGGGCCCUGACAGGGGCAAAGGUGGCAAGAUCGAUAAAACGGAUGAAGAACUCCUGAAGGCGCUGGUAGAGGAGCAUCGUUCCAAACAGAGCCUGGAUAUCUUGGGUAUUUCGGAGGAGGACUUGAACUCUGAUGCUGAAAACAAAGUCUCAGCUUGUCCACCGAGCUCUGAUUCUAGCCUGGAAACGCUUGGAAAAACUACAGAACUCGGUUCAUGUGAGAAACAAGAGGGGCAAACGGAACAAAAGAGCUCGGAAGAGAAGGACCCUUUGUGUGUGGAGUGUAAAAUCACACGGCGGGACCCGUCUCCCAGGGAGCUGGUGAUGUACCUCCAUGCCUUGCGCUACAAGGGAGCGGAGUUUGAGUAUUGCUCCAAGAUGCCCGAGUGGGCAAUGGAAGACUGGGAGGAAUGA
Molecule: messenger RNA, 990 nt
Organism: Tauraco erythrolophus (red-crested turaco)
Lineage: Eukaryota; Metazoa; Chordata; Aves; Musophagiformes; Musophagidae
Source: RefSeq, a predicted model, not a curated record